Molecule: messenger RNA, 915 nt
Organism: Acaulospora morrowiae
Lineage: Eukaryota; Fungi; Glomeromycota; Glomeromycetes; Diversisporales; Acaulosporaceae
Source: the annotation of a GenBank genome assembly
AUGGCAGCUGACCAAACAACCCCUUACGCAGUAUAUUAUUUUUUUCGCUCGUUUCGGCGUUCACUUCCCGACGAAAAUGACUUUGAGGACUUCAUUAGCACCUUGACCGUCACCCCCUUACAUGCGGUCAUCGAAAAUGUCUUGCCGUUCUUCCGUCGUUCUUCUGACCCCGGCUUGUUCACAAAAUUUCAGGUGAUGAUGCGUCAAUGUGAACAAAAUCCUGCUUUCGAGAGUACCCUAAUGAGGGUUUGCGAUGCCUUGGAUAUGCUUCGAAGAGUUGAACAAGCGUUAAGAGGCGACAGACGUUUGAUGGAUGGUUAUCUACGUGCCAUGCAAUUCGAUAAUGAUUCAGCCAGUCAUCAACAAGUAUGGUCUGGUCUGCAACGCUUCUUGAACGAGGACUGUGAUCCGCAUACAAAACGGAGGAUGGAGAAGGUUUUUGCCGAACAGAAGGCUAGCGAUGAACUUGGUCUUAACGAUGAUUUCCUUGAGAUGGCCUAUUCUCUGAUCGGUGAUGAUGCCUUGUACAUUGAAAUUCUCGAGACUCUCCAACUGAAUAACCGGCAGAAUCUUCCUUGGGAUAUUGUAAUCAACAGGAUCCAACGUCUUACCACUGAGAAAAAGCCUCAAGUUUGGCCUAUGCUGAAUAGAUUCUUAGACGAUGUCCACAAUGGUCGUGGUCUCAAUAAAAAUCUUCUUCUUUGUCAUUUUGUACACCCGAUUUAUGAUGAAUUCACAUAUUCUGUCUGUUGGGAAGAAUAUCUUGAUGACGAAACAGUCGAGCCUGAGAAUGGGGUCAACAUUCUUGAGCAAAAAUUCUCUGGUAUCAGUCUUGACACUGGAAAUGAAGAUAUACAACCGAAACCACAGCAAGAACAACGGAAACAGGCGAGAGAAGUGAUCGGUACCGUUUAA